Tachysurus fulvidraco (yellow catfish) is the source of this 1876-nucleotide messenger RNA. Its product is annotated as intraflagellar transport protein 46 homolog. Lineage: Eukaryota; Metazoa; Chordata; Actinopteri; Siluriformes; Bagridae. The record is from RefSeq and is a predicted model, not a curated record. The transcript is spliced from 12 exons. Gene Ontology annotation, biological process: cilium assembly; intraciliary transport. Gene Ontology annotation, cellular component: centrosome; intraciliary transport particle B; motile cilium. Bases 543 to 1604 code for a protein of 353 amino acids.
ACCCCCACCCCCCACGGGCUUGGAACCGACUCUAAAGUGAGCGUUUGGUGUCCGCUCGCAUUUCUAAAGAUUUUUUCGCAGUAUUGUGUGAUAAUGGGUAAAAGUUUAGCAGUAUUCUUUUUUCAAAUCUCAUUUGUACGUAAACACAGACAAGAUCAUAUAAAAAUACAUUAUUUAGAUUGUUGCGGGAGAAAGGAAAUAAGAGCUGCCGUUUUAAAUCGCAAUCUACGGGUGGUGUUGCUGUCCAGAUUUACGUGCAUUGUGGGUAGUGUAGUUCGUAGUGUGUGUGGUCAGGCAGUCCACCCGGAGCUGUUGUGCACUGUAAACCCUGAUAACGCGAGAACGAGUAAACGAGCGUCAUGUAUCGGUAACGAACAUGAAUUGUCAAUUGGGAGUCAAAGGAAUCGAUUAAACGAACCGACUCACACUGAAAAGAGUCAGAAUUCACGCUAAGCAGCCACACUACACUGCUCCUCGUACAAAGUCUCGCAGAAACAUCGCGAGAUUGGUGUCCCUUGGUAACGGUACAUCACACAGCUUACAUGGAGAGGUCUGAGCGACAAAAGCCUCAGCUUAUUGCCAACCAGCCGUACGACGAGACCCUGGACCUCAACGACUCAGAAGAGGUGUCCAGUUUGUACACACCUACUCCACGGCAAGCAGUCUUUAGGAACACAAGCCGACAUCAGCUGAAAAGCAUGGCCAAUAGUGGCAGUGAUGAGUUUGAAGAUGGUACCAAGUCAAAAAAGAAAGGGCCACCUGCUAGUCCACACGAAACGACUGAAAAUAAUGAUGAAGAGGAGGAGGAGGACGACGACGAUGAUUCUGAUGAAACAGAGUCAGAUGAAGAUGACGGGGAGCCAGGAUCAGCUCCAGAAGGGGCAUAUGAUCCGUCAGAUUAUGACCACCUUCGUGUCACAUCAGAUAUCAAAGAACUUUUCCAGUACAUCACACGAUACACACCACAGACCAUUGAAUUGGACCAUAAGCUGAAGCCUUUUAUUCCUGACUUCAUUCCAGCUGUCGGUGACAUUGAUGCUUUCCUCAAAGUUCCUCGUCCGGAUGGGAAGGUGGAUGGUCUGGGCUUGCUGGUGUUGGAUGAACCAUGUGCUAAGCAAUCUGACCCAACUGUGCUCUCCCUGUGGCUUUCUGAGAACAGUAAACAACACAAUGUCACUGAAGUGAAAGUGAAGAGUAUUGAGAACCCACAGAAGAACCCAAAAGCUAUAGAUAACUGGAUAGAAAGCAUUAGUGAACUACAUCGCUCCAAACCACCGGCUACAGUACAUUACACCAGACCCAUGCCAGACAUUGAUACCCUGAUGCAGGAAUGGCCACCUGAGUUUGAAGAGCUUUUGGGCAAGGUGAACCUCCCCACAGCAGAUAUUAAUUGUGACCUGGCAGAGUACAUUGACAUAAUUUGUGGUAUCUUGGACAUUCCAGUAUACAAGAACCGAAUCCAGUCUCUCCACGUCCUGUUCACACUUUAUUCUGAAUUCAAAAACUCCCAGCACUUUAAGAAUUCGACAGAGGGCCGCAAGUCCAACAUGUCGUCCAUUCAACAUAUUGCUACAACAGAAGCAGAGACACUCACACUAGAGUGAUUUUUUUGUCUGUCUCUUAUCCCCUCUCUCUAAAUCCCUCUCUCUCACACACACACCAGCAUAUAUGAAUUCACAAACUUUAUGAAAGACCUAAUGAGUCACUCCACCCCCACUCUUUCCUUUACUUCUGUAAGCAGUAUGUACCUCUCAAGUUUGUCAUUUUUUAUUAAGAAAAUCUCUGUAUAUAUUACAUUUCUACCAAAUGCAUGUAUAUCAUUUGUAUAUACAUGUUCUUUAUUCUGUGAUUUUGCAAUAAAGACUUUUCCCCCUCA